Homalodisca vitripennis (glassy-winged sharpshooter) is the source of this 3947-nucleotide messenger RNA. RefSeq names its product C2 domain-containing protein 5. The record is from RefSeq and is a predicted model, not a curated record. The annotation marks the transcript as partial. Gene Ontology annotation, molecular function: calcium-dependent phospholipid binding; calcium ion binding. The transcript is spliced from 15 exons. NCBI's taxonomy places the organism in Eukaryota, Metazoa, Arthropoda, Insecta, Hemiptera, Cicadellidae. Gene Ontology annotation, cellular component: plasma membrane. Gene Ontology annotation, biological process: positive regulation of vesicle fusion; intracellular protein transmembrane transport; protein localization to plasma membrane.
CCCAAUGAAACAUCAAAAGAAUUUUCUCAAAUAGUUACAGUGAAGGAAAAUAGCCCAUCUCACUACAUUGAAUCAUUAUCAGUUGCAGGAGUCAAAGAUAAGGAGAAAAUUGGAGAUUUAAAUCAUAACAAUAAAGUUACCAAUGAUAAAACAUUAUCAAAUGAAUCAGAGGAGAUUGACAAAAUAACUUCAAAUGCAGGUGACGAUAAAUCAUUGUUCAUUUUUGGACAGAAAAGUUCACAUGUAGAAGAACUGCAAGAAUGUUCUGAGAAAGACACUGUUAAUGAAGCAGUAGUUCCAGAACUAACCGAGGAACGUGUAACGUGUGCAGUAUCUACUAGUUUAGAUGAUAAUGCACCCACAGUAGAGUCGCCUGUAGAUAAUGACAGUACUAACCAAGUAUGUGAUACAGUAACAUCUAACCUAUCAAUCCCUCACCUUCCUUUAGUAAAAAGCCUUAGUGCAUCAGGCCUGGUUGAGCCCUGCCAUAGUAGUGUCCCCCCAAGCAGGACAGUACCUGAAGAGACAGCAGCUGGCUUGCCCCCGGCCAGUGUCAAGGUCUCGCAGUCUCCUGUCAAGCUCAGCACUACGCCAGGCAUCCACCGCCGUUCUUCAGAUUCCGAUCUCAGCAUUACUCCCAAAGGUAACAGUUUGACGAGCAGUGGUGACCGGUCAUCUGUAACCGGCAGUGGCAGAGCCUUCCAGACCAUUUGUCCAAAACUGGCACUGAAGAAAGAGCCGAUAGAGCCGAUGGAGUUCCCGUUCUUGACAAUGAACAAGUUUCCUCCAGGAUUUGUUGUUAGUAUAGCAUCUACAGUAGUGGCUACAUCUGUAAAGUUAUCGGAGCGUAUCAGUAAUCUUGAGGAGCCAGAGAGCAGAGAUGCUUGGUGGAUGGAACUGCGCAAGGAAAUUCGUAACCACAUGCGAGCAUUGUCUUGCAAUGCAGUUAUUGGCUACUCAGAAAAUUCCACUAUAUGUGAUGAUGUCUGUGUCCUGAGUGCUACUGGAACUGCAGCAAUUGUAAACGUGCGACCUCUAGUGAAUCCUCCGACUAGUGACACACCCGAGCCUCCCGUCUCAGCUACCAUCCCCCUGCCUGCAACUAAACAGCUCUCCAACAUGGCCUCCUCACUGGACCGCACUGAGUUUGAGGUCCCACCACUUAAACCUGAUAGUGGUGGAGGAAAGAGCAGACUACCCUCGGACAGUACAGAGCAGCCUGAGUCAGCCAGUCCUGGGUGCUCUCUUCUCCAUCUCCCCUUCAAGCACGCUUCUCUACCCUUUCCAAUUACUACUAUCAAAUGUGGCAUUUGCAAAAAGCAGCAAGUACCAGAUCUGAUGCUAGCUACCAUAGAGCCACCGGAGGGGAUGUCUGUUAUCGGCCGCUCUGGUCUCGUCCAUGCAUUUGUCUUACGGCAGAAACAGCAUGUUCGUGGGGAGAUGAAUGCUUGUACUGUCAGUGAUCAUUUGCCAUUCAUUCAGUUUGAUGUUUACAAGCAACUGGUCAACAAGCUCAGAGUUAAUGGCAUGAAUGCUGUGUUUGGUCUUAAGAUUCAAAUUUGCCUGGGAGAGAAGGUGAUGGCAGCAGUAGCGUCAGGCACAGGUAUGUGUCUGGAGGCUCUACCCCUACCUCCCACCCCUAACAUCAAACAUGGCGGCUAUGAGAGCAAAGACUACACUGCAGUUAUGAAGGCGCUACAGGAAAAUGUCAAGAGGAACAGAGAAUUUUACCAAGUAAAUCAAACAAAGGCUACUGGGACUGCCUUAGAAGUGGAAAAGAAUACUGGAGGUGAGGCUUCAGACACAGAAGAUUCGGAUAAUGAAAAGCCAGAUUUAGACCUCAAUGCUGGCAACAAAGAUGUAGGAUUAAUUGUGGUUGAUGAUGAGCAAGACAUUGAAGAAGUCAAUCAGCUCCUAGACUCUCACCCACCUGAAGGAUUCUUUGUGACAGCCACAGAGAGUCUGCCAGGCCUGGACGAUCUGGAGGUGGUGAGGAACCUGCAGAUGUUCACUCAGAUACUUAGGAUGAGGAAUAACAGUCCCAGCAAUCAGCCUCCCCCGCCUAUUCACAACGAUUUUGACAAGAUUUUACAGGGAGUUUACUACAAAAUGAGGCGAAUGACUCCUUGUGCUCUUGGAAACUUCAAAAUACGCUUUGCGUUACCUGAGUCAGAUGAUAUUCAAAUAUGUAUUGUUGGGAUGGCUCUGGGAUUAAACGACAAAGUAAGAAAAUCUGUGCGAAGAAGAACUGUAGGAGCUGCUAGUAAACCUGAGUCUGCAAAAAAGUCAGAUGAUGGGGAUUUGAUCUUUUCUCUUGAAGAAGAUCAAGAGUCCAGCAGUGCUCAUACAUCAAAAAGUGUAAAACCAAGAUCUCCUGCUAGAGUCAAACGCCAGUCUACUCAUAUGCCACCCACGGAUCGGUAUGGAGUGGACAUUACUCCCUUGUCCUAUAUUCCUGGUGGCCGAAUCGAAAGGUACUUGGGAAAUCUCAACUUUUUCUUUGUGAGAGAAACAUCAGGUAUAAGGGAGAGUGGAGGUCCAAGUGGGUUUGUUCACAGUUUUGUUGCCGAAGUGUUGGCCAUACUUAGAGCACAUGUUACUGCGCUUGGAGGCAAUGCUUUAGCUGCUUUCUUCCUCAAUGAGUGUGUAAUUCUUAGCAACCCUCAGAAAAACCAUGGCCAAUGCCUGAUAAAUGUGGGUGGCGACGUGGUGUUGGUGUCUUAUAUCGUCUGACCUCAUCUUCCUCUCCGUCAUUUCCCCUUCUUCUCUUGCAGUUAGCGAGGCAAACAAACUGUGGUUUGGAAUUGAAUUAGUUCCUCCAAAAAGCAGUCCAUUAAAGUACAAUUAUUAUAGACUGAAUAAUAUUGAUUUAUUUAUUUUUAAUAACAUUUUACUAUUUUAGUACUGUCCUGUCCACUUUUUGUGUAUAUUUGAUCUGUACAUAAUUUUUAUUCAUUCGUUUUAACAUUUUUUACGUAGUAAUAGUGCUGUGGUAAUAACAUAAUACGUUUAAAUAAGGUGGAAAACAUUAAUAUAAACAUAAUACUCUUAUCCUCUGUUUGUGAAUAGUUCAAUAUUAUUGUACCUGUGUUGAUAAAAUUGUAUAUAUUUUAAGCAUAAUUCGUAUCUGUUAAUGUGUAUAGUUCUGCAAUUUGGACAUUUUCCCAGUAUUAGGUGAGUUACAGUACACCUGCUGAAAAGCUUCUGGAUUGAUUGGAUUUUUGCUGGUAGCCUCUUGUUAUUUGAUCCCACAAUUUUGCUUUCUUGGUGGUCCUCUUAGUUUAUGCAGCAUUGAUAUAAUCUAAUUCUGUAAAAAUCUCAACUAAGGUAAUCCAACUUGGAUAUUUUUUUUCAACAAUAUUGUUGCCUAUUAUGACUUUAACUGGAGUAUAGGAGCAGGAGUGUCAGCAUCUGCAACAUUCAUAAUAGUGAUCUGACACUAUUUAUUUACAACGAUUUCUGCGUUCAUGGAAAAAGAUACCAUGUAUUUGAAUUUUUAGUUGGUGGCACUGGAGGUUGAUAUCAGUGACAAAAUUGCAGGACUCUACAAUCAACAUAAUUUGUAGUUCAGCAAAAUAAUACUUGUACCUUGUAUGUUAAAGCUUCAUUUGGAGUAUUUGAUAUAAAAUAUUGUAAGUACCUAAUACUAACAAAGUAGAAUAAGAUAACCAAAAAUAAUACUAUGUCUAGUUAAGACUGCUUAUGUUGUUCACUCAUUGUUACAUAAAUUGGACAAUGGUGCUAACAGCUGUAUAUCUCAACCUUGCUCACAAACACUUUCGACUCCUGAAGUACUUAAGGCAUGCCGUCCGAUCAAAGGCUGGAUUAUUGGAGUUUAUUGUUUUGGUGCUUAACUGCAUUGGUUGCUGUGUGUUGCGUUGUACCUUAAUUUAGUUUUGUCAAAAGUUCAAUAAACAAAAAGCAUGUUUGUGCAUUCAGCAUAUAAA